Pocillopora meandrina is the source of this 579-nucleotide messenger RNA. The record is from the annotation of a GenBank genome assembly. NCBI's taxonomy places the organism in Eukaryota, Metazoa, Cnidaria, Anthozoa, Scleractinia, Pocilloporidae.
UCCUCUUUUCCAGUUUUGUUGAACUUUUACCAGAAACCAGUCGUCACAAUCAUUAAAAACUCCACAGCACAUGAAGACGUCCAACAACAAUCCUUAGAUGAAGCCGAUCUGAAACGUGACGAGAUCCCAGAGCCGACGAUAGCUCCCACUUUCAGUACAGCCACCAUUAACUUUCCGGUCAACAGAUACAUGGCCAAUGUCAUGUUCCAGUUGUUCGGCAAGGAUGGGGUUCUGGAAAAAGGUGGGUUCGAAAGAAAUGGUUACAUCCAUAAGGAUGCAUCAGCCUCCAUCGUGCUCCUCGAUGGCUUCGGAAACAGAUCGGAACUUUUACACGAAGUAUUGAGGGCGCAUGACACACCAAUAGACGCCGGAGCAAUUGCUUUGGUUGUACAGCUCUUUUUCAGUCCGGACGACUUUAAUCGGUUAACGAACUGGCUCCGGGAUGAGAUUCGGGCUGGCUACGAGAAUUACGACGAUCCGUGCUCUCCGAUAGUUUGUAUCAAGUUCGUGUGCUGUACGAAGAUUGCUAAUCCUUUCUUGGGUCCAAAAUUCGGAACGAUCCGAGUUAGUAUUGAUUAA